AUGUCAGACACCUGUAUCGUUUGUUUGGGAGACCUGGGCGAAGGCGCGGGCGACCCUCUCGUGCCUGUAGGCGACUUCAGCCUCAAGGAUGAGGACUCCCAGAUCGCCCAGCUACUACCCUGUGGCCAUAUCUUACACAAUAAUUGCUUGAAGCCAUGGGUGGAACGAGCGAACAGUUGCCCGAUCUGUCGCCGAAGUUUUAAUAUGGUGGAGUUGAGUGACCGGCCUGGAGGAACCGUUCUUUCAUCAUAUGCCGUUCAGGACCGAACACAAACAGCCGAUAUCGACCCUUCUAUGAUCAUCGAAUAUGCAGAGGAUGACUUGGUGGACUAUCAACCAUGCACGAUUUGCAGGCAAGCCGACAACGAAGAUGUUCUGCUACUAUGUGACGGAUGCGAUAAAGCGUCCCACCUCUAUUGCCUCGGGAUUGACGAGAUCCCAUCGGGAGAAUGGUAUUGCCAACAAUGCGAGUCACAACGUGCACCAGGACCUGCACCCGAGGUACCCUCGGCGCGACCAUCUCGAACCGAGCAGCGGAGUCAGCGGAGUCAGCGUAACCAACGACGCCAGCGAACACGGGCCCAGCAACGACGUCUACAUAAUCGCAGCCAAACAAACUCGCUCCAUUGGGCCAGAGUUUGGCAGUCUGUUUGGGACAACCUCAACCUCGACCUAGAUUUCCCAUUCGACGACGAUCGAUCCGCCGAACGUUUGCGUCAGCAGCGCCGUCGCGAAGAGGCAAACCAGCGCGAAUUCCAAGCCUGGCAACGUCGAUUCGAGGUCGCCGAACGACAGGGCGGCGGAAGCCGUUUUCGUGAUGCAGCACCGCAGUUCGAUGUGGAGGCUGCCCGGCCCUCACGUCCUCGGGUCCCCCGGGUCCCAUCGCCGGAGCCCGAAUCCCUAGAAGAGAUGCGUGCGUGGAAUGCAUUCGAGAGAGCACGGGAAAUCGAGAACAACCCAAACGCAGCCAGGAAGCGCAAAGAGCCCACCAUGUCGCCAUCACCCGAGCCUACUGAGCCUCAGCGCAAGUUGAAACGCCCUCGAACCAGAAGGCCGCAAGAGCUUGCUGCCCGAGCUCAACAAACCCAAAAUGGUGAAUCAUCUCGAGCCGGUGCCGCCAGCUCCAGCUCCAGCUCCAGCGCUUAUCACCCCACUGGACCGAGCUUCCUCUCAUCGCUAUUGAAGGAAGUUGAAGACGCACCCAGUCGUACCAAUUCAUACGGACCUUCUGCCUCGACAUCCGUGGCACCCACCGACCACCCCUCGCCAGGCCCCUCAUCUCCAUCUAUAUCGCCAACCUCCUCCAGCUAUUCAUCCCCUCUUCUCUCAUCGGCUACACCCCCGCCUUUCCCGCGCAGCCGGCCCAUCUCCCCUCUCCAACUAUCAUCCCCGGCUGAGCCACCGUCUCCACCGUUCUCACCCGAACUCCCAUUCUCAGUCAGUCCACCACCUAACCAACAUUCCACUCGCAAUUCCGCUCGACCUCGCUCCCGCAUCCCGCAACGCCUGAACACCGCCCAUGUCCACUCCCACUCCCACUCCCCAGACUCCUCCCCCACCCGUGCCGGUCCAUCUUUGGCCCUGAAAGCAGACAUCCAGAAAAUGGUCGGCACGGCACUCAAACCCCACUAUAAGAAGAAGAUCAUCUCGAAAGAGCAAUACACCAAUGUCAACCGCAGCAUCUCUCGGAUGCUCUACGAGCGAGUCGGUGAUCGCGAAACCCUCGAGCCAGACGAACGCACAAACCUUGAUACAGAGGCUCAGCAUGAAGUGCAGAACACAAUCGACGCUCUGAAGAGGCAAAGUAAAAAUAAGCAGAAACAGCGGGCUGCAGAUGAUUCUCAAUGA
Molecule: messenger RNA, 1848 nt
Organism: Penicillium salamii
Lineage: Eukaryota; Fungi; Ascomycota; Eurotiomycetes; Eurotiales; Aspergillaceae
Source: the annotation of a GenBank genome assembly